AACCAUAUAAGGUUACUUCCCUGUAGUUGAAAACUGUAUAGGGAUUUACACUAAUAAACAUUGUCAGUGUAUAAAAUAUAGGUCAUUUUGCUAGAUAAUUUUCGUAACAUGGGAGGGAUAUGCCUAUUUAGAAAUACUUAUCACCCUUACAGUCAGCUACUGCUCUUGUCCUCCUGUAGAAGUAUAUUCCUGCUGUGCAUGCUUCUAUGAUGGUUUAACAAGUUUUGUGGUAGUUAUACAACAUGAACGAUUUGAUAAUACUAAUCAUCUGCGCUUGGACAGGAUUAUCUGUGUCCAGUGUGUCCAGCGUGUCCAUUACGCCAUCAGGGGAUGCUAUCGCCGGACGCGCACUUACUCUAGAGUGUAGGGUAAACAGAACUCAGAGUAACAAUGACACGGUCUAUUGGAGGUAUGGUUCUAGGAAAGACUCUUACAUAUACAGAAGCAAUGAAUGUACAUCGUCCAUAUCAGUAUCACAUGGUGAUUCAUACAUCUUUCGAUAUCCUGGAGUUGGAAUAACAGGGGGAUGCCAACACGUCAACGGCGAAGAGGUCUACGCACUGACGAUCAAUCCUGUAACAGAACGCAUGACAAAGUCUUGGUUUUGGGAAAUGCGCAUGGACAAACUGACGUGUCAGUUUGGCUCAGAAAGGGACGUCAUUAAUCUAAACGUCAAAGUAAUGGUAGCACGGGUCAACAUGACAAAGCUCCCAGAUGGAAUGUUAGCCGGCCUCCCAAGCAACUUUACCUGUGUGACCUCGGCCAGUAAACCUACGGCCUGUGUGAGGUGGUACAUACGGAGUUCCGGAAACAUUCGAGAGCUAGACCCGCCUCAACGGAGUGACUGCAACCAGAACUCCCGCUGGCCAAAGAUCACACACCGGACACUGAACUUUACCCCUAGCGCCGAAGAAAACGGAGCUGAGCUGUACUGUAACGCCUCUAACGAUGUCACGGAUCCUCCUGUACGAUCACUAGUCUACACACUCAAUGUACAGUAUCCACCAAAUAUUACCUGUAACCAAAUCAAAAUGACUUCCUUUGAGGGCCAAAGGGUGCACAUAUCCUGUCAUGUCAUGGCCAACCCGGAAGCCAACAUCGUGUGGGUAAAGGAUAAACGACGGAGAGCUUCCAGAGCCGUCCGUGAUCCUUCGAGAGAUGACGUCACCAUAUCGACACUGGAGUUUGAAACAAUUACGAAGAUGUCUGCCGGAAUGUAUGUAAUUGAGGCCAGGAACAGCGCUGGGUCUUCCAACACGGAAGUGGAAAUUAGUGUGAUAGAAGGCCAAUAUAUACCGAAAAAGCUGAUGAUAACAUCGUGCACCAAUAACCAAGCUUCUCUUGUCUGGUCGUCUGGAAUUGACGACUCUCUGGUGGAAUACUACAAACUGGAAUACAAAGGAACAGGGGAGGAGUGGACCGCAGAACUCAUUAAAAACCCAGGCAGAAUGGAGCUUGUGGUGACCAGUGUGAAAAAUCUACAGUCCGGCGUGUUAUACCAGUUCAGACUUCAGCCAAACUCGGACAUUGCCUUAUCCGAAUAUGCCGAGGCUGACUGCAAAACCGAAAAACCGAACGACGCCUUACCUGAGGACGGCCUCGGUAAAGAAGGUAUGUUUGCUGUGGGGUUUGUGAGUGGUGGUGCCUUGGUCGGCGUCAUUGGUGUGGCCUUGGGCUGUUGGUUCCGCCGAAAAGAAGCAUUAGGCAUGCAGAACAAGGAGCAACAUGUGUCCAAAAGACAAGAUACGGAACACGCCAUGAGGGCCAUUGAAAAAACGACAGGUCCUGAAGAUACCACAUCAGGUGCCUACGAAGACAUGGACAUUACACGCAAUGCAGGAUCACAGUUCGAGACUGUUUCAAGAAAAAUGUCGCCAUCAAGUGCCUCUGGCAACAGGGAUUACGAGAACACUAGUGUGCUGUGA
Messenger RNA from Liolophura sinensis, 1925 nucleotides. RefSeq lists its product as uncharacterized. Gene Ontology annotation, molecular function: protein binding. Lineage: Eukaryota; Metazoa; Mollusca; Polyplacophora; Chitonida; Chitonidae. The transcript has 10 exons. The coding region runs from base 243 to 1925 and encodes 560 amino acids. The record is from RefSeq and is a predicted model, not a curated record.